AGGAGGCAAACGAGCAGACGGAUCACCUGAUAGUAAGCGAUUACCGCCGCCCAUGGACACCUGCAACACCAGAGGGGUUGCAAGUGCGUUGCAAGCCUUUAAGAUGGGAAUCACGGCGUUACGCUCCCGGCAGGCAGUUCCCUGACUGUGUUGAUUUUCAAUUAUGUUGAUUGACGAGGAGUUCUGAUCAGAUCCGAACGUCUUUGACCCGGACCGGUUCAGUUCAGAGAGCUCCAUAGUGCGUCAUCCCUACUGCUAUAUCCCAUUCAGCUUGGGCUCCAUGGACUCAUGGGCUGUUUAGGGAAGUUGGUUUGGUUGAUUUAUGUUAGGCACGUGUAUAGCGUAAUUUUUUAUUAUAUUAUACAAAUUGGUUACGCAGCAUUAAAGUAUUACUUACUACCAAAGAUAAUUUGAAAUAGAGGUGGAUUGCCAAAGAAAACUUUUUAGCCACAGUAAAUUUACUGCCAUCUUUCGACACAUGAUUAAAACUUUUAAUUGACUUUGAUACUUAUUUUUUCAUAUUUCUAAUAGAUCAUAGGCCAGUCAGUCGGUUGGCGGGAACACAGACCUAUAUUGUUCUGUGAGCUGGAAGCAGGCGUAGGCGUGCUUUGCUUUUGCAUUUUUGUGAAAGAAUGAUCUGGUUCAUCGCCCUUGUGCUGUCUGCUGUGUCUGUUUACUGGAUGGGAUGGCGGAUUAAGAAUAAGAAAUUGCUGGAUAUUUCCGAUCAGCUCCCUGGUCCUCCUACGAUACCGAUAUUGGGUAACGCAUUACAAAUAGUGGGCCCUCCUGAAGAGUUAACAAAUACAGUUGAAAGGUACCUGCAAGAGUAUGGUGACCUAUUCAGGGUAUGGAUUGGACCUGACCUUAAUAUUUUUGUGAACGACCCCGAUGACAUUAAGACGCUUCUCAAAAGCCAGAAGACCAGUAUUAAAGGCCCCCAGUAUAAGUACAUAAAAGAUUACUGCGGAUCCGGCCUACUUAGUGGUUCAGGUCCUAGUUGGCGAAUCUGCAGAAAAACGGUACUUCCUAAUUAUGGCAAAAAGGCGUUAGAGGCUUACGAUGAAGUAAUCAACGACGAAGCAAAUGCUACUGUAAAACGGUUUAUGACUAAAGCGGGAGGAAGAACUUUUGACAUAUAUGAUGACAUCGUCUUGGACACCACUUACACAGUUUGCCGUACAUUAAUGGGAUUGACAAAGGAACAGACCAUGAACCUACCAAAUAUGAAUAUCAAAUUUCUACACGAAGCACACGAUAUGUACUUAACAGUUUUCAUGCGAAUGACUCAAUGGUACCUUCAAGUUGAUCCAUUUUACUGGAUGACAAAAUAUUAUCAAAGACAAAAAGGUUUGAUUAAAAAGAUCACUGAAAUCGCAAAUACAAAUGUAAAACAUAGACUGCAAGUUCUAGAAUCGAUGGACAAAAACAAGAUCAAUGAGAUCUUGAACGCAGAGGGUGACAGCACACAUAACACAGAGCUCAGCGUCAUCGACAGACUUCUGUUGUCUAAUCAGUUACCGAGCCACGAAGAACUGGUGAAACAAUGGUUCACUCUCUUUACAGCAAGUCAAGAGGCGACUGCCAAAAUAACAUCAUACGCUUUGCUAAUGAUGGCAUAUCAUCCCGAAUGCCAGGAAAAAGUCUAUGCUGAAAUAAAAGAGGUUUUCGGAGAUAAUGUCCGAGAUGUCACCGAAGAUGACCUAAAACUGAUGCCGUACCUGGACAUGGUGUUCAAGGAAGUCAUUCGACUCUUCCCUAUCGGAGUGAUGCUUCAAAGAACCAUUGCUGAAGACAUUAAAAUAAGCAAAGCGACGCUGCCCGCUGGAAGCUCGCUCGUGGUGCCAAUAUACCACCUGCAUCGUGACAAGCGGUAUUGGACCAAUCCGGACGCCUUCGAACCGGAAAGAUUUAGUCUUGAAAACUCCAGGCUACGCCAUCCAAAUUGCUACAUUCCUUUCAGUCUUGGACCAAUGGAUUGCAUGGGGAGGUACUUUGCUAUUAAACUUGUGAAGACUAUAUGCGUCAAGAUGCUUCAAAAGUUUCUGCUGACUUCCCCAGAGAAGUACGAAGACAUGCGCCUCGUGAUGGCAGUAUCAGUUGCCUCCGUCAAUGGCUACCCUGUUCAAGUGUACCCGAGGAGUUGAAAAAGUGUUUGCGAUACCUGACUUUCAUAUACAGAUAACAGAAGAUGGUGUUCAAAUAUUAA
Molecule: messenger RNA, 2206 nt
Organism: Cydia pomonella (codling moth)
Lineage: Eukaryota; Metazoa; Arthropoda; Insecta; Lepidoptera; Tortricidae
Product: cytochrome P450 4C1-like
Exons: 12
Coding region: 633-2144 (503 amino acids)
Molecular function (GO): monooxygenase activity; oxidoreductase activity, acting on paired donors, with incorporation or reduction of molecular oxygen; iron ion binding
Source: RefSeq, a predicted model, not a curated record